Messenger RNA from Juglans regia (Persian walnut), 1594 nucleotides. RefSeq names its product nuclear pore complex protein NUP35-like. Gene Ontology annotation, molecular function: single-stranded DNA binding; structural constituent of nuclear pore; phospholipid binding. Gene Ontology annotation, biological process: regulation of DNA-templated transcription; nuclear pore organization; NLS-bearing protein import into nucleus. The record is from RefSeq and is a predicted model, not a curated record. Gene Ontology annotation, cellular component: nuclear pore nuclear basket; nuclear membrane; nuclear pore central transport channel. The transcript has 5 exons. Lineage: Eukaryota; Viridiplantae; Streptophyta; Magnoliopsida; Fagales; Juglandaceae. The coding region runs from base 227 to 1222 and encodes 331 amino acids.
GAAACCUGAAACCCCAAUCGAUCUAACAGAGCUCAGUCCUCCAGUCUGGCCAGCUACCAAACAGAGGGAUUUCUUAAAUUUUAUAUAGGCUUAUAUUCUGCAGUCCAACUUCUGUGCAUUAUUGAGGGAUUUUAGCUUCAAGAGCCUGGACUUGCGCAUCUAAUACUUAGCUACUUUCACAAACCACAGUUUGCAGAUAGUGUGUUUCAAUUUAAAAUAUCCUAAGAUGAGCAACACAGUACAGAAAACUCCCAGAUCUGGGAGACAGUCAUUGUUUUUCCAAGAUUUGGCAUCUCCUGUUUCUGCCAGGAGAGGGAAGUUUUCAAGUCCAGGCCAGGCAGCUGCAGUAUCUGCUCUAUGGCGUGAGAACUUUGCCGGGUCAGAUCUUCCGCCUCCUCCUGUUUACACCUUGGAAGACCGCUCAGAUUUUUCUCCUGAAUCUGGAAUUCCAGAUUACCCAAUGUCUCCAGAAGUCAAAUCGGACCCCAGAACUCCGCUCCAAAGUUCUGGUCAGAAUUUUUUGACUUCGGGGAAAACCAAAUCAGAGACAAGCACUUCUUAUGCCCUGAUGGGUCCACAGCAAAACCAACAGAGUUCUGCUGGUUUGAGUUGGUGGUCAUCUGCAAAGAGUGGUAGAGAGCAAGAUGAGAAAGGAAAGAGUUCACCUGUUGAGGGUGUGGUUCAGCCUGGUGCUUUGAUCACACUUCCGCCACCAAGGGAAGUUGCAAGACCGGCGAUGCAGAGGAAUUGCUCACCCACAUGGAAUCUCGAUGUGGAAGAAUGGGUUACCGUUUAUGGGUUUUCCCCAGCUGAUACAAACCUAAUAUUAAGGGAGUUUGAAAAGUGUGGUGUGAUUUUGAAACAUGUUCCCGGUCCAAGAUAUGCCAACUGGAUGCACAUUCUGUAUCAGAAUCGAUUUGAUGCUCAGAAGGCUCUCAGCAAAAAUAGCAUGCAAAUUAAUGGGGUACUAAUCGUUGGUGUCAAGACAUUGGAUCCGAUGCAACGCCAGGCUUUGGAUGAAAGGCUUAGCAAUCAGGGAUUCAUGACCUUACCACCUACUCCACCAUCCACAAAAUCCUCGGACCUGAACACAUCAAAGGCCCCUACUCGUCCUUACUAUCUUCAAAAUGGCAAUACCAGUGCAAGGCAGUCCAGAGGGGCCAUUGCUUCCCCAACAGAAUCUUUGGCCUCCAAAAUCGUGGAUUUGAUGUUUGGAGUUUAGGCGGGCCAACAGUCUUUUAGCCAUUUAUGUGCAACGUCGCAGGUAAUUUAACAUACAGAAUAGAGUUUUAGCACUUGUAAGCUUGAAGCACUUUUUUUUUGGUCCCUCCCAUGGAGAAAUGUUUGGUUUUUUGUUGAAAUGGUGCAAGAUUGAAAGUACCAUUUAGUUCGAGGUUGAUAUGCGACUUAUGCCAUCUGGAAAGCUGUAACGUGAAAGCAACAAGAUGCCUUAGCAUGUGAAUAUCUGAGGUUGAUUUAUUUGUUAAUCUACCUACCAAUGUAGUAGGUCGUUGUAAUUGUACAGGCAAAGGGACAAUGAAACAUAAGAUCGGAAAUAUUUGUUUGAAAUUUAGCUCGUAAAAUGAAAAGCUUA